Messenger RNA from Theileria annulata, 465 nucleotides. RefSeq lists its product as uncharacterized. The record is from RefSeq and is a predicted model, not a curated record. NCBI's taxonomy places the organism in Eukaryota, Apicomplexa, Aconoidasida, Piroplasmida, Theileriidae. Bases 1 to 465 code for a protein of 154 amino acids. The transcript has a single exon.
AUGAGAAGGAUCGACCGUUUGGCAAGAAGAGUGAAAAAUGUUUUAUUCUUUACACACCCGGCAUCCUUAACUUCAAGCAUCAGUGAUUUUAACAAGUCAACGUCACAGGAUACAGGAUACAUCUCGAACUCAUCCCAAUCAUUUAGCCAUUCAGAUUCAAACACAAUUGGAGAUGAUUAUUGUGAACAUGAUAAUGUAUCAAAUAACAGUAAACUAGACAAUCGUGUUGAUAGUGGUGAGGAAUCAGAUGAAUACGAAACGAUAGAAUAUGAUGAUAUGAAUGUGCCGAUGAUAAUAAAGUCAACAACUGAAUGCAAACAGGAGUUGAUAUCCAAGAUAAACUUCUCAUACGAAAGCCCAGAACAAGUCAAAUCAGUCUACGGAUUAUCUCCAGUUGAUUAUAGAAUCAACUCAUUAAAACUCGCCCUUGAACAAUUAAACAACUUACCAGUUUAUGACACAUAA